Drosophila melanogaster (fruit fly) is the source of this 4802-nucleotide messenger RNA. RefSeq names its product mucin 68D (gene Muc68D). Gene Ontology annotation, cellular component: extracellular region. The transcript is spliced from 2 exons. The record is from RefSeq and is marked reviewed. Lineage: Eukaryota; Metazoa; Arthropoda; Insecta; Diptera; Drosophilidae. The coding region runs from base 17 to 4561 and encodes 1514 amino acids. Gene Ontology annotation, molecular function: chitin binding.
UCAAUGUGCUUUUAAAAUGCUAGUCGUAAGAGUCCUAUGGGCUUUUCUUUGGAUCCUUCCCAAGGCCCUGGGAAAGGACUUCUGUGCGGGGCAAUCGUUUGGAUCCAGAGCAGUCGACUCCGAAGAUCCCCAAUCGUAUUACCUCUGCCUUGGUUUUAUUGGCCCUAUAAAAAAUACCUGCAAGAAUGGAUAUUUGUUCGAUGCUCAAUCGCAGGGAUGUGUGAUUAUGAACAAUGCAACACAAUCAAUAAAAAAAUCAAAUGAUCAUAAGAAGGAAGUAACCAUCAAGCAAAACAUCAGCGUGGACAGACCCCUUAUAUUCAACAUUUUCGGAAACUUCAAUUUCUUCGCCAGUUUGUGGGGCAACUCUCAUGAGACGACACCUUCGCCCUUGAAACCCAACCCAAUUGCCCAUUUCCAAUUUAUAAACAGUGCCGUUGGAAUUGAACCUUUGUCGCAGGAUAAUCUGGCUGAUAAGGAUAAGAAGGAUAUUAUAUCCAGCUCUUCGGAUUCAUCCCCAACUGAAGAUGCAACAUAUAGUUCGACACAGGUAUCCUCCACACAAGUGCCGGAAGAUGCUUCAUCGGCUGAAUCUAUACAAGAAAGUACAACACAAGGAAGUCGUUCAAGCACAGAUAUUUCUCUGUCUACAGAAGCAUCCUUAGAUGAUAUAAUAUUAAGCUCUGAAAGUAUCGUGCCUACGGAAUCAUCAACAACCAUUAUUUCAAGUUCGACGGAAGGUAGUUGGGAAAGUCACAUUUCCACAGAUUCUUCGAUAGGAUCAAAAGUUGAGUCCUUGUUAAUAGAAGCUUUAUAUAGUUUGAUUCAAGAAAGUAGCUCAAGCUCGGAAAGUCCUGUGUCCAACGAACCAUCUACAGGAGCGACAGAUGAUUCUUCGUCAACAGAAUCCCUACCAGAUAGUACCCAAGAAAGUAGCUCAAGCUCAGAAAGCCCUGUUUCUUUUGAAUUAUCUACAGAAGCGACAAAUGAGUCAUCAUCCUCAGAAUCUUUACCAAAUAGUUCGACUCAGGAUAGUAGCUCAAGCACUGAAACUUCUUUCCAAACAGAAUCAACUACAGAUGCGACAGAUGAAUCUUCUUCAACAGAAUCUCAACCAGAUAGUACGACCCAAGAAAGUAGCUCAAGCACUGAAGGUCCCUUGUCUACUGAAUCAUCAACAGCAGUAACAGAUCAGUCUUCGUCGACAGAAUCGUCUCAAGAUAGUACGACCCAAGAAAGUAGCUCUAGCACUGAAGGUCCUUUGUCUACUGAAUCUUCUACAGAAGCUACUAAUGAGUCUUCUUCUACAGAAUCUUCACAAGAUAGUACGACCCAAGAAAGUAGCUCUAGCACUGAAGGUCCUUUGUCUACUGAAUCGUCUACAGAAGCUACUAAUGAGUCUUCUUCUACAGAAUCUUCACAAGAUAGUACGACCCAAGAAAGUAGCUCUAGCACUGAAGGUCCUUUGUCUACUGAAUCGUCUACAGAAGCUACUAAUGAGUCUUCUUCUACAGAAUCUUCACAAGAUAGUACGACCCAAGAAAGUAGCUCUAGCUCUGAAGGUCCUUUGUCUACUGAAUCGUCUACAGAAGCUACUAAUGAAUCUUCUUCGACGGAAUCUUCACAAGAUAGUACGACCCAAGAAAGUAGCUCAAGCACGGAAAGCCCUUUGUCUACUGAGCCAUCUACCGAAGCUAAUGAGUCUUCUUCUACAGAAUCUUCACAAGAUAGUACGACCCAAGAAAGUAGCUCUAGCACUGAAGAUCCUUUGUCUACUGAAUCGUCUACAGAAGCUACUAAUGAGUCUUCUUCGACGGAAUCUUCACAAGAUAGUACGACCCAAGAGAGUAGCUCUAGCACUGAAGGUCCUUUGUCUACUGAAUCGUCUACAGAAGGUUCUAAUGAGUCUUCUUCUACAGAAUCUUCUCAAGAUAGUACGACCCAAAAAAGUAGCUCAAGCACGGAAAGCCCUUUGUCUACUGAGCCUUCUACCGAAGCUAAUGAGUCUUCUUCUACAGAAUCUUCACAAGAUAGUACGACCCAAGAAAGUAGCUCUAGCACUGAAGGUCCUUUGUCUACUGAGCCAUCUACCGAAGCUAAUGAGUCUUCUUCUACAGAAUCUUCACAAGAUAGUACGACCCAAGAAAGUAGCUCUAGCUCUGAAGGUCCUUUGUCUACUGAAUCGUCUACCGAAGCUAAUGAGUCUUCUUCUACAGAAUCUUCACAAGAUAGUACGACCCAAGAAAGUAGCUCAAGCACGGAAAGCCCUUUGUCUACUGAGCCAUCUACCGAAGCUAAUGAGUCUUCUUCUACAGAAUCUUCACAAGAUAGUACGACCCAAGAAAGUAGCUCUAGCACUGAAGGUCCUUUGUCUACUGAGCCAUCUACCGAAGCUAAUGAGUCUUCUUCUACAGAAUCUUCACAAGAUAGUACGACCCAAGAAAGUAGCUCUAGCUCUGAAGGUCCUUUGUCUACUGAAUCGUCUACCGAAGCUAAUGAGUCUUCUUCUACAGAAUCUUCACAAGAUAGUACGACCCAAGAAAGUAGCUCUAGCACUGAAGAUCCUUUGUCUACUGAAUCGUCUACAGAAGCUACUUAUGAGUCUUCUUCGACGGAAUCUUCACAAGAUAGUACGACCCAAGAGAGUAGCUCUAGCACUGAAGGUCCUUUGUCUACUGAAUCGUCUACAGAAGGUUCUAAUGAGUCUUCUUCUACAGAAUCUUCUCAAGAUAGUACGACCCAAGAAAGUAGCUCAAGCACGGAAAGCCCUUUGUCUACUGAGCCAUCUACCGAAGCUAAUGAGUCUUCUUCUACAGAAUCUUCACAAGAUAGUACGACCCAAGAAAGUAGCUCUAGCACUGAAGGUCCCUUGUCUACUGAAUCAUCCACAGAAGCUAAUGAGUCUUCUUCUACAGAAUCUUCACAAGAUAGUACGACCCAAGAGAGUAGCUCUAGCACUGAAGGUCCUUUGUCUACUGAAUCGUCUACAGAAGGUUCUAAUGAGUCUUCUUCUACAGAAUCUUCUCAAGAUAGUACGACCCAAGAAAGUAGCUCAAGCACGGAAAGCCCUUUGUCUACUGAGCCAUCUACAGAAGCUAAUGAGUCUUCUUCUACAGAAUCUUCACAAGAUAGUACGACCCAAGAGAGUAGCUCUAGCACUGAAGGUCCUUUGUCUACUGAAUCGUCUACAGAAGCUUCUAAUGAGUCUUCUUCUACAGAAUCUUCACAAGAUAGUACGACCCAAGAAAGUAGCUCUAGCACUGAAGGUCCUUUGUCUACCGAAUCAUCUACAGAAGUGACACAGGAGCCAUCGCCAACAGAGUCUUUACCAAAUAGUUCAACGCAAGGAACUCCAUGUACCACCGAUAAUCCGUCAAGUUUAGAACCUUCGCCUAGUACCCCAGGAAAUGAUGACGACUCCGGAAACAGUGGGUCUGAGAAUGGAAACUCCUCCACAAGUGGAUCUCCAUGUACCACCGAUAAUCCCUCUGACCCAGAAUCUUCGUCAAGUACCCCAGGAAAUGAUGACGACUCCGGAAACAGUGGGUCUGAGAAUGGAAACUCCUCCACAAGUGGAUCUCCAUGUACCACCGAUAAUCCCUCUGACCCAGAAUCUUCGUCAAGUACCCCAGGAAAUGAUGACGACUCCGGAAACAGUGGGUCUGAAAGCGGAAUCACUUCCACUACUGGAGCUCCGUAUACGACCGAUAAUCCCGCAAGCCAAGAGCCCUCGCCAAGUGCCCCGGAAAAUCCUGGCGAUUCCGGAAACAGUUCAUCAGAAUCUCCUCCUGAAGGCGCGACACCAUGUACGCCCAAUGCACCAAAAAAGAGUACCACAAGUUCUUAUACCGCCCAUCCGACUCCAAAAUAUACAACCGAGGGAAAUAAAGCUGAAACCUCAACUUUAAAAUCACCAACUGGAACGACACCUGGUCAUCAAGAAGAUCGAACUGACUGCAGCAACAUGCCGAAUGGAAUCUUUCUUCGGGACUUCCAGUCGUGCAAUAAAUAUUAUGUGUGUCUAAAUGGCAAAGCAAUUGCCGGCCACUGUCCCAGAAAUCUGCACUUCGACAUUAAGAGGAAGGUCUGUAAUUUUCCCAGUCUAGUGGAUUGCCCACUCGAUGAGGCCCCAGAAAAUGUAACGAAAAAACCCUCGGACACCGAAUCGACUCCUGACUGUAAGUCCUUGCGAAAUGGUGCCUAUGUUAGAGAUCCAAAGUCGUGCAGCAGGUUUUAUGUUUGUGCCAAUGGACGGGCUAUACCUCGACAGUGUCCCCAGGGCCUACAUUUUGACAUAAAAUCCAACUUUUGUAACUACCCAAUCUUGGUACAGUGCUCCUUGGAGGAAUCUCAGGCUGAUGCACACGGAGCAUUACUGGCGGAGGGAGUACCCGAUUGCACCAAAGUGAAAGAGGAUACACGAUUUGGAGACGUCAAGCAGCAUAACAAGUAUUAUGUUUGCUUGAAGGGAAAAGCGGUUUUGCAUUACUGCAGUCCGGGAAAUUGGUUCGACCUUCGCAGCCAGAAAUGCAUUGACCAGCGGCUGGCUAAGGUGACCUAAGCACUCGUUACAUAUUAGAGGCAUUAUCCAUAAUCUAGGCUUAGAAAUGUGGUGAAAGGGUUUUGAAUAUAAGUAUGUAUACAAUGGGUUGAUGGGUAGAAUUACUAGCAUUAUACUAUUUUAGAGUGGUUACUGACACAAAAGUUACAAGCAGACUCUAAUACGACCUAGCCAGUUGAAGUGUUCAAUAAAUAACUCUAUCUGUCUGGGAUAUACAAAACGAAUAAAGUACAUGUAAACU